Messenger RNA from Mya arenaria, 1839 nucleotides. RefSeq lists its product as uncharacterized. The transcript is spliced from 13 exons. The record is from RefSeq and is a predicted model, not a curated record. Gene Ontology annotation, cellular component: plasma membrane. NCBI's taxonomy places the organism in Eukaryota, Metazoa, Mollusca, Bivalvia, Myida, Myidae. Gene Ontology annotation, molecular function: ATP binding; ABC-type transporter activity; ATP hydrolysis activity. The coding region runs from base 1 to 1839 and encodes 612 amino acids.
AUGAACACAUUAUCAAAAGAUACCAUUCUUGCUCUAAAGAGCGUGUGUUUUUCAACUAAGAGGAAUACAAUUCUUGACGAUGUCACCUGUACAGCACAAAGUGGCGACAUCUUGGCAAUCAUGGGACCAUCAGGUGCUGGGAAAACCACACUUCUGAAUGUCAUAUCUGGUCGACAAAAGCUGACAUCCGGAGAAAUUACCUUAUCCGGGGUACAAUUUGGAAAGCAAUUGCGACGUCGACUUGGAUUUGUUCUACAGAGCGAUGUGCUUUUCUCAAAUCUGACGCUGUGGGAAACUCUUUAUUUUACGGCAAUGAUUCGACUACCGCAGAGUGUUUCAAAAGAAGACAAGUUACAGAGACUGGAAGAGAUCAUUGAUGCUCUCGACAUUCAAAAGUGUCGGAAUACUGUGAUUGGCGACAACUUCGUUCGAGGUCUUUCGGGUGGGGAGAAGAAAAGAGCCAGCAUUGCAUCUGAACUGCUUACUGAUCCGGACAUACUACUUCUGGAUGAGCCUACAUCUGGCCUUGACUCAAGCAUUGCACUCAGUCUGAUAAACCAACUGAAGUGGUUUGCAUCCCGCUACAACAAGACGGUAAUUGUAACAAUUCACCAGCCUUCCAGCCAGAUUUAUCACUUGUUCGACUCUCUUUUACUUCUAACACAUGGGCAGGUAGCGUACUUUGGAGAGGCACACGAAAAACCACUGAAGUUUAUGGAGAAGAUUGACCGUAUUUGUAACCCGUUAUACAAUCCUGCAGAUUUUCUAAUCGAUCUUUUGAAACUUGAGAAACCGAUACUUGAUGACCUUGUGCAGUUAAACAAGGAUGAACCGUUAAUGCCACACUGUCAAGGCGGCAAGAAUAAUGAAGCUUUCGUUAAUGAGAAUGAAAGAACGGUCGACAAGGAAGAGAAAAAAGAUUCAAGACCUGCGCAAAUCUGUUUGCAAGCUUUUGAUGUGGAUAGCGGUGUAGGCCAUCAUGAAAGGUGGCCUACAGGGUUUUGGACGCAGUUUCGAAUGUUGACGUGGCGAAACUACAAGCAAUCGAAGGGCCGAUUGUUUCAAUAUCAUGACCUCGUUUUCUUUGCAGUAAUGUCGGCAAUUGUCAGUUUGCUAUUCUUUCAAAUUCCGAACACUGCAGACGUGUUCAGAGACAGAAUGGGCCUGGUUUAUUUUUGUGUUACGUUUUGGACCUUUGGACCUGCGAUACAAGCUAUAAUGACAUUUCCAACAGAGAGAGGAGUUAUUUCAAAAGAAAGAGCUGCAGGGGCAUACCGAUUGUCUGCUUAUUAUUUUGCCAAAAUUGUAAGCGAAUUGCCCCUGACUAUUGUGGUUCCUUCGUUAUUUUACACAGUCGUCUACUGGAUGUCAGGACUGGGCAACGUUGGACAGUUCUUCGCGUCCUUGUCUGUAUUUAUGAUAAGCAUCUUAAGUGCACAGGGGCUCGGAAUGCUGAUCGGCGCUGUAUUUACCAACUUAAAGGUAGCGUUGCUCUUUGCAAACACCUUUUUGUUCAGUUCGCUGUUGUUUAGCGGCUUCAUCACGGUGACUUAUCCCUGGUGGCUGACGUGGGCCCGAUAUGUAUCCCACAUACAGUAUCCACUGUCUGCGAUUACGAUGAUAAGACUUCAAGGAAAAGAGCCGAUAUUGUGCACUUCUCCAAGUGUGUCCCAAUACGCUAUUUGUCUGCAUGAUAUAAAUGCCACUGUGACGUCAUCAGAUAUCCUGAAAGAAAACGGAAUUGUCCUUCCGCUACAUUGUUACAUUUCCACUCUUGCAUGCGUGUUUGUUAUCUUGCGCGUGAUUGUAUACAUUGUGUUGCGAUUGCCACGCCCAUAG